AGAGGGAGCGGACGGUCGGGAGCCGCUGCUUCAAUCUCGCUAGUCGCCGGGAGAGGAACUGGGGGAAGGGCCGAACUACCGGUCAGCCGCAGGGCAUUAAAGAAGAUGGCAUUCAGCAAAGGAUAUCGUAUCUAUCACAAACUGGAUCCACCACCCAGUCCUUACAGUGUGAUAGUAGAAACCCGAAACCGGGAGGAUUGUCUGCUGUUUGAGUCUAGGGCUGUGGCUGUUCUCUCAUCAGCAGAGAAAGAAGCCAUCAAAAGCAUGUACACAAAGCUACUAGAUGCAUAUGGUCUUCUUGGAGUUUUGAGGUUGAACCUUGGUGACAACAUGUUGCAUUACCUUGUGCUGGUGACUGGCUGUAUGUCAGUGGGAAAGAUACAAGAUUCUGAAGUCUUCAGAGUCACCUCUACUGAAUUUAUUUCUCUUCAAAAUGAGCCUUCAGAUGAGGAACGUAUCUCUGAAGUAAGGAAGGUGUUGAAUUCUGGAAGCUUCUAUUUUGCUUGGUCUUCCAGUGGUGUCAGUCUAGACUUGAGCCUGAAUGCCCAUCGUAGACUGCAAGAGCAUACAACAGAUAACCGUUUUUUUUGGAACCAGUCAUUACACUUGCACCUGAAGCAUUAUGAUGUGAAUUGUGAUGAAUGGGCGUUGAGACUCAUGUGUGGUGGAGUGGAGAUCAGGACUAUCUAUGCUGCUCACAAACAAGCAAAAGCUUGCUUGAUUUCACGGCUCAGCUGUGAAAGAGCAGGGACCAGGUUCAAUGUGCGAGGAACAAAUGAUGAUGGACAAGUAGCUAAUUUUGUUGAAACCGAGCAGGUAAUAUUCCUAGAUGAUUGUGUGUCCUCCUUUAUCCAGAUUCGAGGUUCUGUCCCAUUGUUCUGGGAACAACCAGGUCUUCAGGUUGGGUCCCAUCGUGUGCGAAUGUCCAGAGGCUUUGAAGCCAAUGCACCUGCUUUUGAUAGACAUUUUAGAACACUGAAAAAGCUAUACGGAAAGCAAACUAUGAUCAAUUUGCUAGGAGUAAAAGAAGGAGAGCACAUGCUCAGUAAAGCAUUUCAAAGUCACUUGAAGGCCAGCGAACAUGCUGCAGACGUUCCUAUGGUGAAUUUUGACUACCACCAGCAGGUGAAAGGUGGGAAGACAGACAGGCUUGUAACUGUGCUGAAACCCAAGGUGGAAAAGUUUCUGGAUGAGUGUGGCUUCUUUAGCUGUGACUCCAGUGGAGUUCAGAGGUGCCAGACUGGUACCAUCAGAACCAACUGUCUUGAUUGCCUUGACAGAACGAAUAGUGUGCAAGCCUUCUUUGGGUUGGAGAUGCUUUACAAGCAACUCGAUGUUCUGGGACUAGCUGAGAAGCAACAAAUGGUCACAAGAUUCCAAGAGGUCUUCCGUUCCAUGUGGUCAAUGUGUGGUGAUUCAAUCAGUAAAAUCUACGCUGGAACUGGAGCACUGGAAGGAAAAGCUAAGGGUGGAAAGUUGAAGGAUGGAGCACGCUCAGUUACCAGAACCAUUCAGAAUAAUUUCUUUGACAGCUCCAAGCAAGAGGCUAUUGACAUCUUGCUACUUGGUAAUACUUUGAACAGUGACUUGGCAGAUAAAGCCCGAGCUCUCUUAACAACCAGCACGUUGCAUGUUCCAGAAUUGACACUUCAAUCAGCUUCGCCUCGAGUCUUACAUGGGAUGUGUGAAAACUACCAUAAAUAUACAAAACCAAAACGUAUCCGAGUCUGUGUUGGAACCUGGAAUGUAAAUGGCGGAAAGCAAUUUCGUAGCAUUGCUUUCAAGAAUCAAACUCUUAAUGACUGGCUGUUGGAUGCAUCAAAAAAGGCAAACAUUCAAGAGUUUCAAGACAAGAGUGGCAAAUCUGUGGACAUUUUUGCUAUUGGAUUUGAGGAAAUGGUUGAGCUCAAUGCAGGAAAUAUUGUAAGUGCAAGCACUACUAAUCAGAAGCUGUGGGCAGCUGAGAUACAGAAGAGUAUCUCCAGGGAUUGCAAGUAUGUUCUUUUAGCUUCUGAGCAGCUCGUGGGUGUCUGCUUGUUCGUUUUUAUCCGACCACAGCACGCACCAUACAUCAGAGAUGUAGCAGUUGACACUGUUAAAACUGGAAUGGGAGGAGCCACUGGUAACAAAGGGGCAGUUGCUGUUCGUAUGGUGUUCCAUAGUACCAGCCUCUGCUUUGUUUGUGCACAUUUUGCUGCUGGCCAAUCGCAAGUCAAAGAAAGGAAUGAAGAUUACAUUGAAAUAGCUCGCAAACUGAGUUUUCCAAUGGGGAGGUUACUAUUUUCUCAUGACUAUAUAUUUUGGUGUGGAGAUUUUAAUUAUCGCAUUGAUCUGCCAAAUGAAGAAGUAAAAGAGCUGAUCAGACAACAGAACUGGGACUCUCUCCUUUCAGGAGAUCAACUUAUUAAUCAGAAAAAUGCUGGACAUAUUUUCCGAGAAUUCUUAGAAGGUAGAAUAAAUUUUGCACCAACAUACAAAUAUGACCUGUUCUCAGAUGAUUAUGACACAAGUGAGAAAUGUCGAACACCAGCCUGGACGGAUCGAAUUCUUUGGAAAAGAAGAAAAUGGCCUGUUGACAAAUCAGCUGAAGACCUGGAUUUGUUGAAUUCCAGUAUUAAGGAUGAACAUAAGCUAACUAAUUCUUGGAGUCCUGGAACACUCACAUAUUAUGGACGAGCAGAACUGAAAACAUCUGAUCAUAGGCCUGUGGUUGCUACAAUAGACAUAGACAUAUUUGAGGUGGAUCCUGAAGCUCGACAAAGAGUGUACAAGGAAGUUAUUGCUCUCCAGGGGCCACCUGAUGGAACAGUGGUCACUUCCCUGACCAGCUCCUCCCCAAACCAGGAUCAUUUUGAUGAUAACUUAAUUGAUCAACUGCUUCAGAAAUUUGCUGCAUAUGGUGAUGUUAUUUUGAUCAGGUUUGUAGAAGAUAAAAUGUGGGUCACAUUCUUGGAAGGUAGUUCUGCUUUAUCAGUGCAAAGGUUAAACGGCACUGAAGUUUUGGGCAGGACACUCCACAUUUGCCUGAAGAAUCCAGAUUGGACCAGUAAAUUAGAGGAAGAGAUGAGUCUGGAAAGAAGUGGUCUUGGUUUACCAGUCUCGACUAGCUCCAUGCUGCUUGGAGAGGAUACAGAAGUUACUGCUGACUAUGAUAUGGAAGGGGAUGUGGAUGAUUAUAGUGCUGACGUAGAUGAAAUUCCUCAGCAUUUGCAGCCUAUCUCUGGUUCAGGUUCAGGUACCUCUCCUGCUUCAACUCCGAGGACAAGUCCAUGUCCAUCUCCCACAAUACCAGAGAUGCCUCUACCAACACUGCCGAGUAGACCAAGUAGAGCAGCCUCCAGAACUGUUGCAGUUCAACAAGAGCAGCCUCAACAAGACACUUCAGAGUUCCAGCAAGUAUCAGCGCACAAGGAAGGUAGUCAAACCCUAGAACCAAAGCGGCCACCUCCUCCACGUCCUGCAGUCCCUCCUUCAAGACCUGCUCCUCCACAAAGGCCACCACCUCCGUCAGGUCCAGGGGCACCUGUCAGUCCAGGGUUAGCUAGAAAAGAAAUGGAAGGCCGUGUCCAGCCUUCUCCACAAGCAACCGUUAAUUCAGCUAGUACUGGAACCGGUGCUGCAUCUAGACCGAGCAUACCACCACGUGCUGGGGUUAUCAGUGCGCCAGCAAAUGUACCUAUCAAGCAGUCAGAAGCUCAGAGCAAAACUCCAGAACAGUUAAAAGGAUCAAUGCUCUUGCCAGAACCACUCAAGCCAAAACUUGCUACUCCACUUCCACUGCAACCUCCCCCACUUAGUUCGCAGAAACUACAGGAGCCUCUUAAACCCGUUGGUUUGAAACCUAUUUCUCAGACUCCACCUCCUUCUCUUAGCUUAGAUCAUCUAGCACCUCAGGCUCCACCUCGCAGCAAAUCUGCCCAGAACCUGCCAAUAGAACCUGCCACUGCAGAGCAGCUAAAAGCCAGUAUUAAUGGAGUUAAAAAUGGAGGACCAUCUAACAUUGACCCUUUUGUUGAUCUUUCACUUGACCGGUUUGUUGAUCCUUGGACAAAGACUCCGUUAUCAAGUGGAAACACUAGGUUGCAACCAGCAUAUGCUUGUGUAUCUCCUACUUUGCGCCAACAACAAUCCAUUCAACCCAUUGUGUCAUCACAAGCUAAUUGCAUGCCAUUAGUACCUCCCAUCCCUCCCAGAAGUAAAUCACAGGAGAGCUUUCAAGUCUCUCCCAGUCAUUUGAAUUGUCUGGCUGAUGGCAAUACUUCCAGCACAAACCCUUUCACUCGAAAAACUGGUUAUAAUCCAUUUAGGACUGAUGCUCAAAACUCUAUACAAAGACCUGCUGCUGCAUCACAAACAUCUGUGCAAACAAGUAGUAGUUACCCUGUCUUUUCCACCACUAAUGCAGGGAUUGGCGAAGCUGCCUUUUCGUCAAAUCCAUUUACUGCCAACAAUAUCUGUCAGAGUAAACCUGCUACAAGUAGCAAAAUGCAAACUAGUGGAUGGGUGACCUUUGAAGACGAUGAUUUUUCUCAAAAAGAUAGAACUUUGCCAACUGUUGCAAAAGAAAUUGACCGCCAGGAUGCUUGGAAUAACAGUGUUCGCAACUUGUCAUUGCAGAAUACACAAAAAUUAUUUCCAAAUUCAGAUUUUGGGUUUGGCAAUGACUGGAAUACAAGUAACAAAGCAACUGGUGCAUCAGUACCUGUACCGUUUCGAAGAGCACCACCACCUAUACCUUUGAGAUCAAAUGUCAUCAUCCCAAUCUUGCCACUCAAUUCAGAGACACUUGACUCUGUAACAAAGCAGGACUUCACUGAAAGAUGAGAUGUGGUCCAACAAGGUCGGAAGGCUAACUUUUAAAAAAAAAAAUUACUUGUAAUUUGACUGCUUUAUCGGGGCUUUAUAUGUGCAAUAUGUUGUGUAUAAAAUGCCAAACGUUUGGCAUCUGCUAUACAAGAAGUUCAACAUUCGUGUUUAAAAAAAUGGUAAUAAUUUUGUAUGGUCAGCAAAUUAUUUGAUGUAUUUUAAAGGGUGUAGAUUUGAAAUCCACCAUUUCCUGAAUGUGAUAUCAACCAAUUAAUGGUCUUUUGUGAAUUGAUCUGGUGUAAAAUGCAAUUAAAAUGUCAUGCAAGGAAGAACAGUAAUGAUAUGAAAUUAUGCUGGUUAAUGCAGCACUGUUGUUCUCCGAACUGUCCAAGAAAUUUAAAUUCAAUCUGACUUGCUAUCAGUUACAAUUUAACUAACCAGUGUUAAAUGUGGUGAUUAGGCUAGUUAUUUUAAGAAUAUUUGCAUAAUUUUUAUCUUUUAUGCCAAGUUAGUUCACAUUAUCCAAUUUUGUAUUACAUCAAAACUUCCAAAAUACUUUAAUUUAUUCACUUAAAAUCAAAGAUUUGUGUUGGGCUUUUGGUAAAACUUUACAAUGGAUGCAGCCAUCCAACAUAUGCAGUACUCUUUUAUUUUUUUUCCUUAUUCCCAUUCAUGCUACUAUUUACCAUGACACACUGUGCUCCUUAUCAAAGUUGGGGGCAGGCUUUAUAUUGACACUUGUUACCAAUACUGUUCACUAAGAGUAAAGCUGUUUAACUUGUUUACACAAUUGUUUGACUCAAUCACUAAGUUGUAGCCAUUGACUGUUCUAAUGAUAUCAAAGUUUCAAAUUGGUGUUGUGGACAAACAUCAGACUAUUCAAUGAAUUGAGUUGUAUUUGCUGUCAAGCCCAGUGUGUUUGAUAACCACUAUGGGAUGCAUCUCCCUUUAGGUAAUGCACUGUCUUUUGAGCAAUGUGGUCUGAGUUCUAUUAAUGGGAUGGAAAUGUGUUCAUCCUCACUUUAGGGGAUCUUGGGUAAAUUUGGGUAAUGUCUAUCUACUUCCAAGAAGGCACAGUACAACAUAAUAAUACACAUUAUAUUUGCACCUUUGCUGGAGAAUGGCUGUUAGAGGAAGUGUGCAAAUAACUGUUUGUUUUUACAAGUUGGGUUAAAGCAUGUGGUAUUUUUUGGGUAGAAAAUGGAGGAAGUUCAUAAACUGUUUAGGAGGGUGGCUGGACUUGAUCUUGACAUCUCAUCCCUGGAAUGACCUUUGUCUUUAUGAGCACAAAAACAUUUAGUGAAUUCUAGUCAUAACAAGAAUUUAACAGUAUUCAUCAGCAGGUUUACCUGGUUAAUAAAAUACUAACUGCUAAUCACUCAGUCAGUUGCUAUGAUUAAAUUAUGCAUCAUAUUAGUCAUUCCUUAAUGGUCUACUUGCAUUAACUUGGUACAUCUUCCAGAAUCAAACUUCUUCAGCUGCCUAAAGUUAAUUACAUGUCUUUCUAAAAGCUUUGAUUUUAAAAAAAUUAAAGCUAACAUGCAAUUAAUCCACUCUUUUUUUUAACCUGGUCUAGAAGGAGCAGACCACCAUAUAAUAAUCUCCCUGGGUCACUAGUUAUCUUAAGUCAAACCAUUCCUAGCACCAGCAUCCUCUUUGAAAAGCACACUUAGUUUUCCCCUCUUUUCCCCAUCUUCAGACCCCACCCACCCACCAAAUCUACUCUCAACCCAAAGUUAUUUAUCUGUAAUGUAUUUCCAUUUAUAGAACGUAUUCAUACCCGAUCAUAUGACUAGUUAAAUCAGAUAUUGAUUUAUAGAAAAAUGUAUUCUGUAAAAAUGUAUGCAACUAUAUAAACCAAGGUUAUGACAGCAGAUUAGCAACAAGGCUAUUGAAUAAUAGACCAGAAUUUUUUUUCAGGAGGAACAGUAAAUAUUCCAAAUUGCUCUUCAAAUUUGACAUAAGCAUGGACAUCUCACAUUGUUUAAAAGCUUACUACGUUCUCCAUUUGUUUGACAUAAAUGCUAAUUUGUAAGGCUAUUGCUGCAAUUGUGUUAGUGCAUUAAACUAUAUGUCACUGUGCAUGAUUUUGUUCAGAUGCAAUACUUACAAAAUCUUAAACUGUCAUUAAGCGUUUUGAUUUUAAAAUGUUGAUCUGAAAACAGGGAGGUAAUUCUUUUGGUCUGUUUCAAAACUGUCCUCCAUUAUUGUCUUUUAUUGAGCUAGCUCAACUGCACUAAUACAUGAAAGUUAAUAGGUUCUUUCAUUGAUCAGAAAGCGAAUAAUAUGAAAUAAUGCUGAAACAGUGAAACAAAAUCUUGCAGCCUUGCCAUAGUUAGUGUAUUGGCUAAAUUCUCACUACUGACAUCUUCAGGGCAUUAUUAUAAUGCUUUUGCUGCUGCUCUUUUUGCCUGUGGUGCAGUGGGAAAUCACUGUUUAAAUAUUCCUUUCAUGCCACAUCAACUAAUAUACUUCUACAUGUAAAUGGUGUUCAAGCGUAUAACUUUUCAUUUUGGUAUCCAGUUUUAAGAUGUUCAGUGUGAAAACAUGAUGUCACUGUGUAAAUUUCCAAUUUGUAACUGUUGAGCUUACUGCUGACAUCUGUGGCUUAUGAAGGACUGCAGCAAAUAUGUAAUUUUGCAACACCUCAAAUUGUAUACAAGACCUAACUGCAAUUUGUCAAUGUGGUAAUCUGGCUGUUUAUGGUUUUUAUAGGUCCUCUGAUCUUUAAAAUGUUUAUUAAUGUGUAUCUAUAAUCCUACAGGUUGUUUGUUAUAUUCAGUGAACAACAUGUCUUAAUCUUUUCCCGAAGACUGCUGUAUUGAGAUUAAUGUGUGCAUAACAAAUUUGUACAUAUCCUGUGAUGU
This is a messenger RNA of Hemiscyllium ocellatum (epaulette shark), 7673 nucleotides long. It is a transcript of the gene synj1, whose product is annotated as synaptojanin 1. Lineage: Eukaryota; Metazoa; Chordata; Chondrichthyes; Orectolobiformes; Hemiscylliidae. Gene Ontology annotation, cellular component: perinuclear region of cytoplasm; presynapse. The coding region runs from base 106 to 4824 and encodes 1572 amino acids. Gene Ontology annotation, molecular function: nucleic acid binding; phosphatidylinositol-4,5-bisphosphate 5-phosphatase activity. The record is from RefSeq and is a predicted model, not a curated record. The transcript has 30 exons. Gene Ontology annotation, biological process: phosphatidylinositol dephosphorylation; brain development; synaptic vesicle endocytosis.